GUGUGUGUGUGCGUGAGACAGUCUGGCACAGCUGAGCUGGGGGCGGGCUGUGCUCACUGCACUAAAGCCGCUGCUGGUUGUGUGGUUGUGCUGUGUCACUGGAGCUGAGGAGCGCCAGGGUUGGAUGUGGAUUGAAGUCGGAGGUUGGAGUAUGGGACUCUGGUCUCUGGGAUUAGGAGCGUUAGGUGCGGCCUUUGCUGGUAUCCUCCUUGCAAACACAGACCUGCUGCUGCCCAAGGCACAGAGGGCAAUGCUGGCAGCCCUCUCCGCGGCGGAGCUGAGGACUCUGGACGGAGAAAACCGGACAUUCCGGGCCAGUGAGCUGUGGGCUGGGAGAGGAGCCGUCAUCAUGGCGGUCAGGAGACCAGGAUGAUUUUUGUGCAGAGAGGAGGCGGCAGCGCUCUCCUCUCUGCGCCCAAGCCUGGCACAGCUGGGGGUGCCGCUCUGUGCGGUGGUGAAAGAGGACGUGAGGGACGAGAUCAAGAACUUUCAGCCAUUUUUUGAAGGAGAAAUUUAUCUCGAUCAGCAGAUGUGUUUUUACGGGCCGGUCCAACGUCGGAUGGGAUUGUUGGGUUUCCUGCGGCUCAGUGUUUGGCAGAACUUCCUGCGAGCACGUCACCGUGGCUUUAGCGGCAACGUGGACGGUGAGGGCUACAUCCUGGGUGGUGUGUUCGUCAUCGGAGCCGGCGAUCAGGGCAUCCUCCUGGAGCACCGGGAGAAGGAGUUCGGUGACGCUGUCAACCUCACGGCUGUGAUGGAAGCUGCCGGCAAGAUUUCCCCCCGGCAAAGCGCCGAAUAAAGCCAGAGAGAGCGUCUGUCUUUCUGCCUGUGGCUGUGCCACCGCCAGCCAGUGAGAUUCGCCGUGACUGAACCUUAGCACUGACACCCACCCUCGCCAGUUGUGCUGUAUUAAUGACAGUCUGACUUCAAACUCCCACGGGUCAGGCUCGAUAUCCACACGCACACAGGCCAUAGGGCAAGGUGCUCGGGGCAGAGGAACUGGGCGCCCAGCCUGCUCCUAAACUGAUAGAAUCUCAAUAAAGAAUGUGAGUUGGAAA
This is a messenger RNA of Callorhinchus milii (elephant shark), 1058 nucleotides long. RefSeq names its product peroxiredoxin like 2A (gene prxl2a). The transcript is spliced from 6 exons. Lineage: Eukaryota; Metazoa; Chordata; Chondrichthyes; Chimaeriformes; Callorhinchidae. The record is from RefSeq and is a predicted model, not a curated record.